GAAUGCGGAGGGGAGGCGCAUCCAAUUCAAACAAAGUAACCUCAAAUUCUCACACCAAUCUUCACCUCUCUGCUCUCCGAUGCCGCAAAAUCAUUGGGAGAGAGAAGGAACCCAUUUGAGCAAGUCAUUGAUUUGCUCCGCAACUUCUCAAUUCCGGAACUAAGCUCCCCCACCAAAGUUUCCAAUACUCAUUUCAAUUCAAUGCGCUUUUCGGCCCUAAUCCAUCGAAUUCUCGCAUGGGUCGUCGUCUUCUCCUCAAUUUUCUUCGUCUCUCACUCCCUCCCCGAGAAUCGAACCGCUGAAGCCCGACUUUUCUGCGGAAAAUCGCAGUUUCCAGCCGCAUUUGCCGACAAUUUGAAGGAAAUGAUGGAAGUCCUCUCCCUCCAGAUCUCACUUCAACACUGGGGAACUGCUUCGAUCGUCUCGAAUCCGCAGAUGUUCGGCCUCGCCCAAUGCCACGAGGAUCUCUCCGCGCAGGAUUGCCAGCUCUGUUUCGUCAAGAGCAGGAACAAGCUCCCCCGAUGCCUCCCCUCCAAUUCGGCCCGCAUGUACCUCGAUGGAUGCUUUCUACGCUACGACAAUUACAGCUUCUUCUCUGAAUCAGUCGACCGCGUCCACGACUUUGUGCGCUGCGAAGAGGAUUUGGGCUUCGUGGACAGAAUCACGAGGGGGAAGUUUAACAAUUCGGUGGACGAAGCGCUGGAGAAUGUGACAAAGAAGGCGGUGCAGAGCGGCGGAUUUGCGGUGGCGGAGGCGAGGCACGAUAACUCGGCGCCCGCGUACGCGCUGGCGCAGUGCUGGAACUCGGUUAGCGUGGAGGAUUGUGAGUAUUGUUUCGGCAAUGCAACCGCUGGGUUGAUGACGUGUUUACCUCGCUUGGGAGGGAAGGCUAUGUAUGCUGGGUGUUAUUUGAGGUAUUCUUCAUCUAAAUUUUUCGACGAUGACUACCAGUCUGACACCGCACCGCCGCCUGUAGGCAUCUUUGUUGUUGUUGUAGUAGUGGUGAUCUUGUCUAUGAUCAUUGUCUGUGGAGUUUAUCUUCAUCGUACAAAAUUGUCGAAGGCCAGAACAGAACCCAAGAAUCACAUUCCAGGUCCAACCGAAGUAAUCAACCCUAAAGUGAAUUUUCCUUACGAGGUACUUGAAAAAGCAACUGAAUUUUUUGAUGCCUCAAGGAAAUUAGGCCAAGGAGCAGCUGGUUCUGUGUACAAAGGCACUCUCCCUGAUGGAACUAUUGUUGCUGUGAAGAGAUUACACCAUAGUAUUCGACAAUGGACAGAUCACUUCUUCAAUGAGGUACAUUUGGUUGAAAGAAUUCGACACAAGAACCUUGUGAGGCUUUUGGGUAUGAGCAUCGAAGGUGCAGAGAUGCUUCUGGUCUAUGAAUAUGUACCAAACAAGGGCCUUGAUCAAUUCCUUUUUGAUAGGAACAUGAACCCAUUUCUAAAUUGGCAGCAGCGAUUUCAUAUCAUCCUGGGAAUAGCAGAAGGGCUUGCACAUCUUCAUGGAGGCUCUGCAAAAAAAAUUAUCCAUAGGGACAUAAAAUGCAGCAACAUUCUCCUUGAUGAGAAUCUUACCCCAAAAAUUGCUGAUUUUGGACUUGCCUGCUGCGUUGCAUCUAAUAGGCCUUGUGUUCUCUCUCAUGUUGCAGGGACACUGGGUUAUAUGGCUCCGGAAUAUCUUCUUCGGGGACUACUAACGGAUAAAGCAGAUGUUUAUGCUUUUGGGGUGCUGGUUCUUGAGAUUGCUACUGGUAGAAAGAACAGCAUUUACAUGCAGGGGACUGGUUCAAUUUUGGAAACUGUUUGGAAAGAUUACCGGUCAGAUCAUGUUGCUCAGUCUGUUGACCCAUGCUUGAAAGGUGACUUUCCAGUGCAACAAGCAUCAAAUGUGCUUCAAAUCGGGCUACUGUGCACACAAGCUCCCAUUGCUUUAAGACCAUCCAUGUCUGAAAUAGUUGAAAUGCUAGUCAAUGAAGGCUGUCAGAUCCCUCCACCACAGGAAGCCCCAUUCCUGAAUGCAAGUGUGCUAUUUAUGGAUGAUGGCUCCAAAUCUUCUUUUAUGAUGGCCCUCAGCAAGCAUUCCACAGCUGAAGUGCAAUCUACGCACACCGACAAGUCCUCUCUUGAGGAGUAAUGAAUAUGGUCCAAAAACGAAUGAUCACAACAUCUGUGUCAAGGUGGAUUCUACUCGGGUUUGCUAAAGGCAAAAACUCAUUAUAGCAGACACGGGAGGGCAGGGCAGGCCUGGAGAUUUAUCUUUGCAGAGGCAGGAAAUGGGUGUGUAAGGAUCCAUUGGAUGCGAAAGUAAUCAACUAAAGCCCCUCCCCUCGGAGUUUGCAAGUUUCAAUGAUCAUGGGGGAGAUGGAAAUGAAGCUAAUGAAAUGGGGAUUGGGGGAGGUGUUAAAGCUUCAAUGAGGUAUAUGGAAAUGAAACCAUGGACUGUAAAAUGCACAUAGGAUCCAAAAUUCAGCCGAGACAAAUAAACUAAUGAUUGUGGGCGAGGAGAGCAGGCUUUUUGCGCCUAAAUGAUUGCCCGGGGCUUAUGGCUGAUUCGGGGAAUGUAGGUGAGAGAUUCUUUACAUUUUUCCCCUUAAUUUUUCCCUCUAAUAUUCCAGCUUUUUUUUUUUUCCCUUGGUUUCUUUUGUUUCAUUCCUCUCUUUGAUAUACCAUUACAGGGAAGGACACUUCUUCUGAGAAAUAAAUAGAAGUGGCUAGUCCAUACUAGCAAGUGGGAAUUGCCAAAUUCUGUAUGUAACUGUAUGCAAUUCGUUGUCUUUAGACAAUGUGCCAAAGUCAUAUCCCCUGCGAAUUGCAGUGGUAGUAUUAGUAGAACUAAAUCACUAAUGGAGCUUCUUUCUAA
This is a messenger RNA of Malania oleifera, 2862 nucleotides long. RefSeq names its product cysteine-rich receptor-like protein kinase 42. The record is from RefSeq and is a predicted model, not a curated record. The coding region runs from base 202 to 2136 and encodes 644 amino acids. Gene Ontology annotation, molecular function: protein kinase activity; ATP binding. The transcript has 6 exons. NCBI's taxonomy places the organism in Eukaryota, Viridiplantae, Streptophyta, Magnoliopsida, Santalales, Ximeniaceae. Gene Ontology annotation, biological process: protein phosphorylation.